CACACACACACACACACAGCCAGAGCACCCCUCUCCCUCCUUCUCUCUUUCUCGUUCAGUUCCAGCCCUCCCAUCAGCAAUCGCUGGGAAUUUGAAUGAAGAGUGGUCCUCAGCUGCCUGCUCCUCCUCCUCCUCCUCCUCCUCCUCCUCCUCCUCCUGCUCGAUCUCUCGUUGGGAUGCAAACCCUGAACUUGGAGCAGCAUCGCUUGCAAAGGAGCAGCUUCGAGUUCUGAAUAGAUCUUAAGCCUGCUAUGUGCAGCUGUGCUUGGCUGGAUAUCUUAUUCCGGCCCCUGCAAGAGCAUUAGCAGCAGGAGGGAGGGAAGACGAAGAGCUUAGCAAUGAAUCCGUUGAAGCUCCGAUCCAUCAAAGCGCCAGAUCGACGAGUCACGGACCGUUCCUAAAUGUGAUUAAAUAUCCUUUUCUUCCAAAGCUCAGAGGGAACACGGAUUUACCUGACCCGGCUUCUUUGCAAUUUGGCUUUCAAAGCACAGCAUCUUGAGAUUUCAGCGACAGAUGGAUCCCUCUCUCCCUCCCUCCCUUUUUGCCUCCAUCUCCUUCUCCCCCCUCCCUACGUUCUCCUCCUCUCCCUACAUUUUUUGUUUGUUUGUUUUCAACACGUUUGAUCUGAAGUUCUGAAGCAUCUCGGAGGGGACCCACGAGAGGAGGAGGAGGCGGAAGCUGCACCCAAGGAGUGUCAGCGACACCAAGGCGGCGCUGCCUUGUUCUCCCACCAAUUGCAUCAUGGUGUUGUUCAGGGGAGGCUGUGGAGGAGUCACACAAAGAAGAUUUGUUGCUGAACGUUUCAUUUUUGUUUGGCUUUGAGAAGAAGCACAAAUAGAGAGAGAGAGAUAGAUAGCUAUCUUUCCCCUCCAAGUACAACUUUCACUCUGAUUGACGACCACAGCUAGUCAGUGUUGUCACUGUGUGUGAAACUGGGCACAUGUGACAAUGGUGGUGUCCAACAGAACUGGGGUGCUCAUGCCCUUCGAUUGCUAAGCUCUGAGGGCGUCAAGUCACCCUUUUGACGUUUCCUUCUCAAUUCUGUUGUUGUUGUUCUUGUUGUUGCUGGGUUUGCCUCUUUUAGCCUAAAGGGGGCACUGUAGCCCAACAUGCUCCGUCUGGGAUUCUGGGUGGCUACCCUGCUCUGCAUUUUUGCCCCCAGCAGUGUCUGGAGCGACUGCUGGCUGAUCGAAGGAGACAAAGGUUACGUCUGGCUGGCUAUCUGCAGCCAGAACCAGCCUCCGUACGAGACCAUCCCCCAGCACAUCAACAGCACUGUGCACGACCUGCGGCUGAAUGAGAACAAGCUCAAAGUGGUGCUCUACUCCUCCCUCAACCGCUUUGGUAACUUGACGGACCUCAACCUGACGAAGAACGAGAUCUCCUACAUUGAGGAUGGAGCCUUCAUGGGGCAGUCCAACCUGCAGGUGCUGCAGCUGGGCUACAACAAGCUCACCAACCUGACGGAGAGCAUGCUGCGCGGCAUGGGCCGUCUCCAGUUCCUCUUUGUGCAGCACAACCUGAUCGAGGUGGUCACCCCCACUGCCUUCAAUGAAUGCCCCAGCCUCAUCAGCAUCGACCUGUCCUCCAAUCGCCUCAGCCGCCUGGAGGGAAGCACCUUCACCAGCCUCAGCAACCUGAUGGUGUGCGAACUGGCUGGGAACCCCUUCAACUGCGACUGCAACCUCUACGGUUUCCUCAUGUGGCUGGUGGCCUUCAACAAUGUUACCAAAAACUAUGACCGCCUGCAGUGUGAGACUCCCCGGGAGUUUGCCGGCUACCCACUUCUCAUGCCUCGGCCACACCACAGUCGCAAUGCCAUCACCAUCUUCAAGUCAAUGUGUGGGGAUGGCAACUACCCAUUGAUCUCCAGGAUCAACCCCACACCAUACAUCCCAGAUUCUCAGAGGGAGGAGGACAAUGCUGAGAACUCAGGCAUCAGCCCAGACUUCCUCUCAGUAGAGCCUCCAGCGUCUUCCACCACGGAUUCCUCCUACAUCCCCAGCAUCAAGCUCCAGCAGGUGACUAUCACCUCAGCUGCCUUGGUGGUGACCAUCCCAUUCCCCUUCAGCAAGAUGUACGUGCUGGUCCAGUACAAUAACAGCUACAUCUCUGAUGUAAUGACUCUGAAGAAGAAGAAGGAAGUUGUCACUCUCACCCACCUGAAGGCUCACACAGACUAUACCUUUUGUGUGGCUUCCAUACGCAACUCCAAGCGCUAUAACCACACCUGCCUCUCCUUUGCCACCAGGAGCAAAGGGAGAGAGGAACCCAUGGCCAACACAUCCACCACUACCCAUUACAUCAUGACUAUCUUAGGUUGUCUUUUUGGAAUGGUUAUUAUCCUUGGCAUCGUUUAUUAUUGCCUGAGGAAGCGUAGGAUGCAAGAGGAGAAGCAAAAGUCCCUCAACGUCAAGAAAACGAUUUUGGAGAUGCGUUAUGGCUCAGAUAUUGAUACCAGUUCAAUUGUACAUCCGUCACAGAAGUUGGGGGAGCCACCUGUCAUCCCUGUCUCACGGAUGUCCUCUCUUCCAUCCAUGAUUGGGGAGAAGAUGCCCUCAUCCAAAUCCAUGGAGGCUGGCAUGGAUACUCCCAAGGUCACCACCAAGGGCAAUUACAUUGAGGUUCGGACAGGUGGCGGGGAUGGGCUGGACAGGUCACAGCGGGAUGAUGACCUGCAUGAACUGGACAAUGGGCAAGGUUCAGCCGCUGAAAUCUCAACAAUUGCCAAGGAAGUGGACAAGGUGAACCAGAUAAUCAACAAUUGCAUUGAUGCCCUCAAGCUGGACACAGCCUCUUUCUUGGGGGGAGGGGGUGGUGUUGACUCUGACAUGGCUUUUGAAUGCCAGUCCAUACCAGCCGGUUCCUCUGUUGGGCUGGAGAGGCCAAGCUUCCUCUCACCACCCUACAAGGAGAGCUCCCACCAUCCCCUGCAGCGUCAGCUCAGCGCAGAUGCUGCGGUGACCAGGAAAACCUGCAGCGUCUCCUCCAGCGGCUCCAUCAAGAGUGCCAAGGUCUUCAGCCUUGAUGUACCUGACCACCCACCUUUGAGUAAGGCAGACUCCAAGUACAUUGAGAAAGGAAGCCCACUCAACAGCCCCUUGGAUCGUCUUCCCCUCGUGUCCCCAGGUGCCAUCCACCACCUGGAGGUGAAACCAUCCUACCACUGCAGUGAACACCGGCAUUCCUUCCCAGCUCUCUACUAUGAGGAGAGCGGCGAUACCUUAAGUCAGAGGGUGUCCUUCCUUAAGCCGCUCUCCCGGUCCAAGCGGGACUCCACAUAUUCUCAGCUCUCGCCUAGACAUUACUUCUCGGGCUAUUCCUCCAGCCCAGAGUACUCCUCAGAGAGCACCCAUAAGAUCUGGGAGCGUUUCCGGCCUUACAAGAAGCACCACCGGGAGGAGGUUUACAUGGCGGCCGGCCACGCCCUGCGGAAGAAGGUCCAGUUUGCCAAGGACGAAGACCUGCACGAUAUCUUGGAUUACUGGAAAGGUGUCUCUGCUCAGCAGAAGUUGUGACUCUCUCAGUAAAAGAAAGAAAAUCAACACACACACACACAUACACAAAUUAACCCACCUGACUGUGAAAAACAAAAACAAAACAAAACCCCGAUAAAAGAAACUGAAAACCAUUUCUUAAAAGUUUACAAAAAUGAACAGGAAAAAAGGCCCGUGUAAAAUGAAUUGUCUCUACUGUGUUAUGGGGACCACUGUUAACUCCUUCGGUUUGGUGGGGAGGAGACACUUGCUUUUGUACUGAGGUAAAGAGAAGGGGGUGACUGUUAAGGGAGAUACUGGGCUGGUAGGUAGCAGAAGUGCCAAAGGAAGGAUGCUAAUCAGGCAUAGGCUAAGACAGCCCACAUGAUUUUUCUGUUCCGGUUUGCUAUUUGUUCCAGAAAGAGAGGAUUUUGCUCAUUCCCCAGACAAAAGGGAGGCAGGGAAGGGGUGAUGCCUCCUCAUCCUUCCC
This is a messenger RNA of Podarcis raffonei (Aeolian wall lizard), 3966 nucleotides long. It is a transcript of the gene ELFN2, whose product is annotated as extracellular leucine rich repeat and fibronectin type III domain containing 2. The record is from RefSeq and is a predicted model, not a curated record. The transcript is spliced from 4 exons. Gene Ontology annotation, molecular function: protein binding. NCBI's taxonomy places the organism in Eukaryota, Metazoa, Chordata, Lepidosauria, Squamata, Lacertidae. Gene Ontology annotation, cellular component: plasma membrane. The coding region runs from base 1110 to 3518 and encodes 802 amino acids.